AUGGGUGACUGGAGCUUUCUGGGGAGACUGUUAGAGAAUGCGCAGGAGCACUCCACGGUUAUUGGCAAGGUUUGGCUGACAGUACUGUUUAUCUUCAGGAUACUGGUGCUGGGGGCUGCUGCUGAGGAGGUCUGGGGAGACGAGCAGUCGGACUUUACAUGCAACACUCAGCAACCUGGUUGCGAAAAUGUUUGCUAUGACAAAGCCUUCCCCAUUUCUCACAUUCGCUUCUGGGUGCUGCAGAUCAUUUUUGUCUCCACUCCAACCCUCAUCUACUUGGGCCAUGUGCUGCACAUUGUACGCAUGGAGGAGAAGAGGAAAGAGAAAGAAGAGUUGAAAAAAAGGGGAAGCAUCAAAGACAGCAACUACCCAGGAGCAGCAGCAUCUGGCAGUGGUGGUGGAGGAGGCAGCAAUAACAUCAAGGAUCCUUUUGGCAAAAGGGGGAAGGAGAAGCUCCCGAUACGUGACGAACGAGGUAGAAUCCGUAUGGGGGGUGCCCUGCUCCGUACCUACAUCUUCAACAUCAUUUUCAAGACACUGUUUGAGGUGGGCUUCAUUGUGGGCCAGUACUUCCUAUAUGGCUUUGAGCUAAAGCCGGUCUACCAGUGCAGUCGCUCACCUUGCCCACACACUGUGGACUGCUUCAUCUCAAGGCCCACUGAGAAGACCAUCUUCAUCAUCUUCAUGUUGGUGGUGGCCUCUGUCUCCCUGCUGCUGAACAUGCUUGAGAUAUAUCACUUGGGGUGGAAGAAGCUUAAGCAGGGCAUGACAAGCCGGUACAGCCUUGAGAUGCCUGUCGCAACAAUGACACCAGUCAUGAUAACAGGGGAGUCCAAACCUGUUGCCCUGCCCCCACCCGCACCACCCAUGGUGGUAACAACUGCCGCGCCCCUCCCUGUUCUGCCUGACACCCGCGCUGUCACACCGCUGCUGGCCCCAGUGACCAUGGCACCGUACUAUGCUGCGGCUUCUCCAAGACCACGGCCCCCUUCCAACACGGCCUCCAUGGCCAGCUACCCUGUUGCUCCACUAGUUCCUGAAGAGAGGCACCAUGCUGUGACUCCCACACCCAUCUCCACUCCCGUCACCAUCCCGACCCCCAUGCCCACGCCCACACCAGCUGUCAUCAACUACUUCAACAGCAACAGCCAUGCCCUGGCGGUCGAGCAGAACUGGGUCAACAUGGCAGCUGAGCAGCAGGGGAAGGCGCCCUCCAGCUCGGCGGGCUCCUCUACUCCCAGCAGUGUCCGGCAUCCCCUUCCGGAGCAGGAAGAGCCACUGGAGCAGCUACUCCCACCCCCAGCUGGGCCGCCCGUUGCUGCAGCCAACAGCGGCAGCAGCACCAGCCUGAGUGGGGCAAGCGUCAGCAAGUGGGAUGUGGAGGGUGAGGAAGAGCUGUCAGAGGAACGGCCCAUCUCAGCUGCCUGCACCACUGUGGAGAUGCAUGAGCCACCACUGCUUGUAGACACACGGCGCUUGAGCAGGGCCAGUAAGUCGAGCAGCUGCAGAGCCAGGUCAGAUGACCUGGCCGUGUAGUGCGGUCACCUCUGCUCAGAGGAGC
Gavia stellata (red-throated loon) is the source of this 1561-nucleotide messenger RNA. RefSeq names its product gap junction protein alpha 3 (gene GJA3). The record is from RefSeq and is a predicted model, not a curated record. The transcript has a single exon. Lineage: Eukaryota; Metazoa; Chordata; Aves; Gaviiformes; Gaviidae. Gene Ontology annotation, cellular component: connexin complex. The coding region runs from base 1 to 1536 and encodes 511 amino acids. Gene Ontology annotation, biological process: cell communication.